GGCAUCUGCGAACUGCGGGGCAGAAUGGGAGUGGCAGCGCAAUAUAAGUGCCAGGGCGGGUCUCCAAUCCACCGAGAAUCCCAACCUUGAAGCUUUGCUCUCUCUCCCAGUGAACCUGUUGCUGCCCUCUAUUGGGAACACAACACCACCGGUUCUGGUCCACAACCCUUGUCGUCCCCUGACCAUUCUUACACUCCUACCAAACCCUAGAAACAACCGUCACACCGCACGAAGAUGGGCAUCCCGGUUCACUCGGUGCCGCCAGAAGCCAGAACCAACUACAUCAUCGACCAGCUCGAGGGCGAGCGGCUUACCAUCCCGGGCAGCAAGGGCGUGUUCCGCAUCCUCGCCUCAUCCAAGCAGACCAACGGCGGCAUAGCCGUGUUCUCGAGCGGCGCCGUCUUGUCCGACGCCCCAGGCUUCCACUGGCAUGCCGAAGCUCACGACGUUUUCCUCGUCACCAAGGGGUACCUGAAGCUCUGGAACGGCGACAAGUGCAGGAUCAUGGGGCCGGGUGACUUUGCCUACGUGCCACCGAAAGUGAUUCACAACCCCGAGAUGCUUGGCCCGCACACCGAGACGAUGGGCCUGGUCGCGCCCGGCGACUGGGUCGAUUUCUUCCGGUACGUUGCGGAGAGCUACGGCGGCGUCAUCGUGCCCGAGAACGACGACCGCGACCUGCGGGCGCUGCUGAUCCCCAAGGUCAUGGCGGCCAAGGACCGCUUCGACGUGCACUUCGAGCGCGACUACCGGCCGCCGGCGGUCGGCGACUGGCUCGAGACGGAGAACGCGCUGCCCGGCCCACUCGAGCCGUACUUCCUGCGCGCCAACACGGGCCCGCGCUGGAUGCUCGGCGGCGUCAUGUCGCGGCCGUUCAUCACGGCCGAGCAGUGCGCCGGCAAGUUCGCCAUCUCGAGCAUCGAGUCGUCCAACCAGUACUACAACACGGCAGGCGGGUCCGAGGCCGAGGCCGCGGCCGCGGGUCCGUUCGGCGGGCGGUGGCUGACGUUCCCGACGGUGGACCACUGCUUCAGCGUCAUGGAGGGGCUUCUGCGGGUGCAGCUGCGGGACGACGAGGCCGCGGGGCAAGGGUGGACCGACGUGCGCGAGGGCCAGACGCUGGUGAUCGCGGCGGGCCAGGCGUUCCGCCUGCGGUUCGCCAGCCGGUACGUGCGCGCCAUCACGUUCACCAACGGCGCCGGCAUCGAGACCGUCGUGCACCGCGCGGGGCAGCCGUAUGCGAACUUUGUCCUGCCCGAGGAGGCCGCUGCUUGUGACGUGCAGAAGCUGGAGGUUGUAUGUGGGGAGUUAGGCGUGCAGCUGGCGGCGUAACCACGCGGAUGCAUUGUCGAGGAUAGUCCAGAGGACGGACGCGCUAGGCUGGCCGCGGUUGGAUGUAGCGAUGUUCUAGAGCCUGCUAGUGUUAGGAUAAAAAGCCUUCUCCUGCGGUAGCAUCUGACGCGGUGUAAGAUGCGCACAGGGACAGCAGGG
Molecule: messenger RNA, 1491 nt
Organism: Thermothielavioides terrestris NRRL 8126
Lineage: Eukaryota; Fungi; Ascomycota; Sordariomycetes; Sordariales; Chaetomiaceae
Exons: 2
Coding region: 235-1332 (365 amino acids)
Source: RefSeq, a predicted model, not a curated record